AUGGCCGCCACGGCGCAGUACCUGCCGCGCAGCGCCGCGCUGAUGCACCCCGACGGGGACCGGCUGCACCAGGGCACCACGUACCGCGAGGUGCAGAAGAUGAUGCACCACGAGUACCUGCAGGGGCUGGCCCCCGCCGCCGGGCACGCCGUCGGGCUGGCGCACCACCAGUGGCUGCCCAGCGCCGGCACGGACUGGGGCAGCGGCGGGGGCGGCGGGGGCGCGCACCUCCCGCCCGCCGAGCACGCCAAGGGCGGCCCGCCGGGGCCCCGCGAGGAGCUGUCCGCCGCCGCCUUCCACCACCGCCCGCACCUGGUGCACCAGCCGGCGGCGGGCGGCGCGGCGGGCGGCUGGGCGCAGGGCGGCGCGCACCACCUGCCGCCCAUGUCGCCGCCGUCGGGGCAGCCGCUGCUCUACGCGCAGCCCUACGCGGGCCUCAACGGGAUGCUGGGCCCGCCGGCGCCCGCGCUGCACCACGGGCUGCGCGACCCGCUGGGCGCCGAGGAGGCGGGCGCCCACGAGCUGGCGGCCUCGCCGCCGCCGCUGGGGCCGCCCGAGCCGUCGGACGAGGACGCGCCCAGCUCCGACGACCUGGAGCAGUUCGCCAAGCAGUUCAAGCAGCGGCGGAUCAAGCUGGGCUUCACGCAGGCCGACGUGGGGCUGGCGCUGGGCACCCUCUACGGGAACGUCUUCUCGCAGACGACCAUCUGCCGGUUCGAGGCGCUGCAGCUGAGCUUCAAGAACAUGUGCAAGCUGAAGCCGCUGCUCAACAAGUGGCUGGAGGAGACGGACUCCAGCACGGGCAGCCCCACCAACCUGGACAAGAUCGCGGCGCAGGGCCGGAAGCGCAAGAAGCGCACCUCCAUCGAGGUGGGCGUCAAGGGCGCCCUGGAGAACCACUUCCUCAAGUGCCCCAAGCCCUCGGCGCACGAGAUCACCUCCCUGGCGGACUCCCUGCAGCUGGAGAAGGAGGUGGUGCGGGUCUGGUUCUGCAACCGGCGGCAGAAGGAGAAGCGCAUGACGCCGGCCGGGGUCCCGCACCCGCCCAUGGAGGACGUUUACGCACAGGCGGACACGUCGCCGCUGCACCACGCGCUGCCCGGCGCCGUGCAGUGACUGCCCGGCCCCGCCGCCGCGGCCCCGACGGCGGCGGAGCGGGCGCGGGCGGCGGGAGACGCGCUUUAAUUUAUUCCUCAGACUGGCCCGGCCGCGCCCGCUGCGCGCCCCGCGCUGUAUUUAUUCGCCCGCCACGAGCGCCCUGCGCGCCGGAGCCGCUCGCGGCCGCAGCAGCAGUAGCCAAAGGUUUGCGAUCUCUAAUUUAUUCCCUUCCU
Molecule: messenger RNA, 1331 nt
Organism: Gymnogyps californianus (California condor)
Lineage: Eukaryota; Metazoa; Chordata; Aves; Accipitriformes; Cathartidae
Gene: POU3F1
Product: POU class 3 homeobox 1
Exons: 1
Coding region: 1-1116 (371 amino acids)
Biological process (GO): regulation of transcription by RNA polymerase II; brain development
Cellular component (GO): nucleus
Molecular function (GO): DNA-binding transcription factor activity, RNA polymerase II-specific; RNA polymerase II cis-regulatory region sequence-specific DNA binding
Source: RefSeq, a predicted model, not a curated record